AUGCAUCAAAAAAAUUGGGGUUAUGUUUCUCUUGUAGAACCAAAGAAUGCAAAGCAAGCUCUGGAGGAUGAUUGUUGGAUAUUUGCAAUGUAUGAAGAGCUUGAGCAAUUUGAGAGAAACGAUGUGUGGAGCUUGGUUCCUAGACCCAAAGGAAUAAACAUCAUUGGAACCAAAUGGAUCUUCAAGAACAAGUUUUAUGAGUUUGGGAACAUUGUUAGAAACAAGGCCAAACUUGUUACACAAGGAUACACUCAAGUGGAAGGGAUAGACUUCGAUGAGACAUUUGCUCCCAUGGCCAGACUAGAGUCUAUCAGAUUUUUGUUAGCAGUUGCAUGCUGCCUGAACAUAAAGCUUUACCAGAUAGAUGUAAAGAAUGCCUUCCUGAAUGGGAUGUUGAUGGAAGAGGUGUAUGUAGAAUAG
Messenger RNA from Pistacia vera, 420 nucleotides. RefSeq lists its product as uncharacterized. NCBI's taxonomy places the organism in Eukaryota, Viridiplantae, Streptophyta, Magnoliopsida, Sapindales, Anacardiaceae. The record is from RefSeq and is a predicted model, not a curated record. The coding region runs from base 1 to 420 and encodes 139 amino acids. The transcript has a single exon.